CCUUCCCGACGAGGUACCCGUUUUCCAAAUUUUGUUCGUUAACAAUCUGAUGGUCUGUCACCGUGGCCAAUGCGCGAUCGCUCUCAAAGUCUGUCCGCAGAGGGACCGACCGUUCGCUCCCGCGACGGCUGUUCUCGCGGACUCACGAUACGAAUCGUAAUCGUGAAUUUCGCGCGUUCUAAAUUAUGAUCUAUCUCGCGAGCUGAAAGACAUACUCGCUGGGGCAUUCCAAUAAUUCGAAUCUCAUGCGGGACAUCGUAUCUUUUCUUUAUGCGAAAACGAUUCGGGAAGGAUCAGUAACGCGGUAAUGGGUCUGACGGAUACGAGUUUCGAAAUACUUUUGACCCUGUGGCGGGUUCUCGUCGUGGGAGUCGUGUGGACCGAAGAAGUCUGCGGUCAGUGUCGCGGUGCCUCGCAAAGCUAUAGCAUCGCCAGUCUCGCUCGCUAAUCGUCCUGCUACUUGGUAAGUGGAAUAUCGAAAACGAGACAUGUCGUCGAGGGUGGUGAAGACGCCACCAAUGAUGAACGGCAGCGUCGACGGCAGGGAGACCUGGUCCGGGAAGGUUGACUUCCUUUUAUCUGUCAUCGGAUUCGCUGUCGACCUUGCCAAUGUCUGGAGAUUCCCUUACCUGUGCUAUAAAAACGGUGGCGGAGCCUUUCUGGUUCCGUAUUGUAUAAUGCUGGUGGUAGGAGGGAUUCCAUUGUUUUACAUGGAGCUCGCCCUGGGUCAGUUCAAUCGAAAGGGUGCGAUCACUUGUUGGGGUCGACUAGUGCCACUUUUAAAAGGUAUCGGAUACGCGGUGGUUCUGAUCGCGUUCUACGUCGACUUCUACUACAACGUGAUCAUCGCCUGGGCACUGCGAUACUUCUUCGCCUCGUUCUCCAGCCUCCUGCCUUGGACCACUUGCGACAACCCGUGGAACACGCCACUGUGUCGCGCUUUCGACGCGAAUAUAUCUUACACGUUCGCCGAUAUCUACGGUGAACCGCUCGACUUCGAUGAAUCCACCAACUCAUCCCUGAUCGAAGAGCCGGACAGUCAAGGCUACAAUAACACGUGGCACACCAGUGCUGCCCAGGAAUAUUUUAAUCGAGCCAUUUUGGAAAUUCACGAAAGCGCGGGCAUACACGAUCUCGGGACAAUUAAAUGGGAUAUCGCGCUCUGCCUAUUGGUCGUCUAUAUCAUAUGUUACUUCUCUUUAUGGAAAGGCAUUUCCACUUCCGGCAAGGUAGUUUGGUUCACGGCUCUAUUUCCUUAUGCCGUUUUGUUAAUUCUACUCAUACGCGGCGUCACGUUGCCGGGGAGCCUGGAAGGAAUACGCUACUAUCUGAGUCCGAAUUUCUCUGCCAUCACGAAAGCAGAGGUCUGGGUAGAUGCUGCGACGCAAGUGUUUUUCUCUCUCGGCCCCGGUUUCGGAGUGCUCCUUGCCUACGCGAGUUAUAACAAAUAUCAUAACAACGUUUACAAGGACGCUUUAUUAACGAGCGUGAUUAACAGCGCAACGUCGUUCGUCGCUGGUUUUGUCAUUUUUUCUGUAUUAGGGUACAUGGCUAAAGCCAGUGGAAAGUCUAUCCAGGAUGUUGCGACCGAAGGACCCGGUCUGGUGUUUAUUGUGUACCCUGCUGCUAUCGCUACCAUGCCCGGAUCGAUGUUCUGGGCACUCAUCUUCUUCAUGAUGUUGCUUACAUUAGGACUGGACAGCUCGUUCGGAGGGUCGGAAGCGAUAAUAACCGCGCUUAGCGACGAGUUCCCAAUUAUCGGGAACAACCGUGAAAUUUUCGUCGCUAUGCUUUUCACGUUGUACUUCGUCGUCGGUUUAGCUUCGUGUUCACAGGGCGGCUUUUACUUUUUCCAUCUGCUGGAUCGAUACGCGGCCGGUUAUUCGAUGCUGUUCGCAGUUUUAGCGGAAUCGAUCGCCAUCAGUUGGAUUUACGGAACGGACAGAUUUUGCGCAGAUAUUAAGGACAUGAUCGGAUUCUCGCCCGGUAUCUAUUGGAGGGUCUGCUGGAAAUUCGUCGCGCCGAUGUUUCUCAUGUUCAUUAUAGUCUACGGUCUGAUGGGCUACGAGCCGUUGACUUACGAGGACUACGUCUACCCGGUGUGGGCAAACGUGUUAGGCUGGUUAAUUGCGACUUCCUCAAUUGCGAUGAUACCCGGCGUCGCAAUUUACAAGAUCGCCGUCACGCCCGGCAAUUUCAUUCAGAGAUUGAAGAUUCUGACGACUCCCUGGAGGGAUACGCAGCAAAGGAACGUUGAUCUGUCUUCGGUGGCGAACGGGGCGGUUCGCCGGAGCUUCAUCGGUGACCAGGAUUUGAACCUGACGAAGGAGCAGCAGGAGCUGACUAAGGAACAGACGGAAGUGAUGAUUCCAUCCAGAGAGAGUGUCAACAGAGAGCCGCCACCGGAGCCGGUCUAGGACAGUGCGGUUGUGAUUUUGCACGGUGCCCGAUUCCAAGUAUACCUUUGCUAAUGGUCCAUCGGAACGUCUCGCGAAGAGCCACGGGCGAGGAACGCACCCACUUAGAUUUAACGGUAACAAUUACCCUCCCUCCCCCUGACGAUUCGGUGCCAUUCGAACCACGAGGCUUCGUAGUAAGAUCGUAGCGAGAUCGUUGAGGGACGUAUAGUAAUCGAUCGUUUCUUUCAAAGACGAAUUAAUCGCACAAAAAUGUUAUGUAUAUAAACUUUUACCCGCAGACUAAUUUCCGCAACGAUACAUGUUCAUUUACGAUUGUUCAAGCGUUUCGAGGGAACACGUCGCAAAACGGUCCAACCUGUAAAUAUUCCAAUCAUUAUGGAAUUUCCUACGUGAUUUGCGAAUCGUUAUUCCAGCGAACAAGGGAAUUUUCUUGGUCAACAGCUUUAACGUUCGAUGAAACUGAAUGUUCUAUCGAUUAGAAAUGUUUCAUUGGGAACGGAGACGAGAGAGAUUUAGUCGUUACGACGUGGACGCGUUCAAUCCAUAGAAUAAAAUAUAACUAUAGCCGAUUAAAUUAUAGCGAUAAUAGCGAUACUUCUCGUCUGGCUCAGAGGCAUCGAGCACAUGUUUGUAAAAUAUACCUACUCUCCUCGUGGAGUUGAAAAUCUUAUUAUUACUAAAAGGAAAAACACAAAAAAAAAGAUAUCACAACCGAAUGUCUCCGUUUGAUUUUCCAAAAACUCUUACAGUCUGACUCGGUCAGACGUAAUAUGCUGUGUAGACUAUACGCGACUCGUAACCACCGAUCAGGUGUAAAAUACUAUGAUAUUUAAAAAAUAGGGAAUUGCAAGCGGUAUGUUAUCGAGGUGACGCUCGACCGUAAAGCCGACCACGCUUUAAUUAUUAAGAAGCUCGUAACGCUGACUACAAUGAAGAAAGCAUUCGGCAUUGAAGCUGUUCAAAGUUGUUUAUUCAUAAUUUUCUCUGAUGUUACGUUCCUUCAUUCUGUACAUCCGUUGACAGUAUUACAAACGGAAACGAAGUAUUAAAAUGCAAUAACUUAACGGUACAACUACUUAACAUUCCUACUUGUGUUUCUUUAAGGAAUCGCGAUUGAAGAAAUUUAUAAAUAACCAUUGAUUUCUAAAAUCCGUAAUUGUUUGGCUCCGUAAUUGUAAGAAUCGACGAUGUCCUAAAUACAAGUUAAGUAGAUGUUAAGCAUUUUAAGAACUAUCGUCGUGAAUUUGUUAGAGAAUAUUCUAUGUGCAGAUACGCGUAAUAUGUAUAUGUACAAUAUAUAGUUGAUAGUUUAUUGUUGUUAGAGACCACGAUAUAAAAGGAGAAACGCCAAAGAUUGAUAUCUAAAUGUCUCCUUUGAUCCUCCGUCGCUUACCGCGGUUGUACCCGUUCAAUUUUUCUUUCUCACUUAAUUCCAUUAUCGGCAAUAAUUUAAAGCGGUAGAGCACGAUCAGUUUCACGUCUGCAUAGGAUAAUAAAUAUGUGCGCCAAAGGGUUAACGAGUUAUGGACCUUUCACAUUUCCGUAACGUAACUGUAAGAAAAAUCUUACGUGAUGGAAGAGCGAAACUUUGGGCUCGAGAGAUUUCGGCCUCCGCCGUAAGAAACAGCCUCCACCACGCAAGACUUUUUUAUGGUACGGUUACGAUAAUGUGAAACGUCCAUUAGGCGUACCUCCGAUGAAUUCGGAAAACGAUACUGGGCGAAGACCUUUUUCGAAGGUCAUCGAAAGGCGAGAAAAGAUCUUCUCCUUGCGAUUGUAGUUUGUAACCGCGUUAGAAUCGUAUCUUCAACAUUUUUCGUAAGUCUAUUCUAAUGUUGUUCGUAUAAGGUGAACCAUACUGUAUAAUUGUCUGUUAUAUUUUAUACAUCGCAUCCGAGUUGCGACCGCAGCCAUAGGUAACAGCUCGGGCCUUGUUAACAUAAUGAAUAAAUAUCAACUACUCACAAACA
This is a messenger RNA of Ceratina calcarata, 4390 nucleotides long. RefSeq names its product Sodium-dependent dopamine transporter (gene DAT). NCBI's taxonomy places the organism in Eukaryota, Metazoa, Arthropoda, Insecta, Hymenoptera, Apidae. The coding region runs from base 489 to 2417 and encodes 642 amino acids. The transcript is spliced from 12 exons. Gene Ontology annotation, biological process: sodium ion transmembrane transport; amino acid transport; dopamine uptake involved in synaptic transmission. Gene Ontology annotation, cellular component: neuronal cell body membrane; plasma membrane; axon. Gene Ontology annotation, molecular function: dopamine:sodium symporter activity. The record is from RefSeq and is a predicted model, not a curated record.